GACAAAAUAAUGAUAGGUGCAUCACCAGAGUCUAGUUUGUAAGCAUCAGUUGAGUCAAUUAAUUUCGUGGGUUUCAAUUUUCGAAGAAAGGAACGAAGAUGGCAGACAAUUCACAGAACCUGAGUUUCCAAGCUGGGGAGAAAAAGGGCCAAGCUCAGGAGAAAGCCAGCAACAUGAUGGACGGGGCUGCCAAUGUUGCUCAAUCUGCCAAAGAGUCAAUCCAAGAGACUGGUAGUCAGAUGAAAGAAAAGGCACAAGGAGCUGCUGAUUCUGUGAAGAAUGCGACUGGCAUGAACAAAUGAAGCUGGAGGGAUCCAUCCGAUCCAUCCCUAUUCAGUUGUGGUGGUUGUUUUUUCAUUCAACAAAGAGGGCUCCUAUGAUCGAGUUUUCACCUUGUUGGUUUUUUUUUUUUUUUUUUCAAUUUCAAAUGCUCCUUUUACUUUUAUUAGGAGCUUGUUAAUGGUUUUUCCUCUGUAGUAUGAAGAGAGUUCUGCAAUAAUGCUCUCUCAUCGGCGUUUAUAAAACUUCGAGUCAUUGGUUUUAAGACAA
Molecule: messenger RNA, 549 nt
Organism: Juglans microcarpa x Juglans regia
Lineage: Eukaryota; Viridiplantae; Streptophyta; Magnoliopsida; Fagales; Juglandaceae
Product: stress-induced protein KIN2-like
Exons: 3
Coding region: 99-302 (67 amino acids)
Source: RefSeq, a predicted model, not a curated record